AUGACAGACACCGUGGAUAUCCGGCCCGGCAGCGACUUUUCCAUUGCGCAGAUUGCGACAUGCUUCAACGAGGCCUUUGCCGACUACUUUGGCCACCCCAUCGUGUGGACACCCUCCGGGCUCGCCGAGUACCUGCCGCACCACUGCAUCUCCCAGACGCGCAGCCUGGUCGCCUGCCCGCGCGGGAGCGACACGCCCGUCGGCUUCGCGCUCAUGGCGUACCGGGACGACCUGCCCGGGCACGCGCGCCUGGCCGGCAUGGGCGUCGUGCCGAGCUGGGCCGGACGGGGCGUCGGCUCGCGGCUGCUCGCGGCCGUGGUGGACGCCGCGCGCGCCGACGGCACCGCGACCCUCUGGCUCGAGGUGAUUACGCAGAACGCGCCUGCCGCGAAGCUGUACGCGCGCCACGGCUUCACCGUCGUGCGGGCCCUCGCGGGGUGGACGCGUGACGCCGGGGCGGCAGCGGAAGACGAGCCGGCGGCGGCGCUGGAGGACCGCGCACCGGACGAGGUGCUCCGGCUGCUGCGGCGGUAUGGUGCGGCCGCGGACCUCCCGUGGCAGCUGUGGCACCAGUUUGCGCUGGCGACGCGCCCGCAGAGCUGCCGCGGCUUCCGGCUCGGCCGCGCGUGGUGCGCCGUCUCGGACCCCGACGACGAGAGCAAGGACGCCAUUAGCCUGUUGGGCGCCGUCGUCGAGCCUGACGAGGAAGGGAAGGAGGCGGCGCGGGGCACGGGACAGGCGACGGCGCUGCUGCGCGCUGUCAUGGCCAGGUACCCGGGCAGGAAGUGGAAAGCCCCGGCGACGUUUCCGCUCGAGUACGGCGAGACGAUUGCGAGGCGGCUGGGCUUUGAGAAGGAGACGAUUUGUAUGGACUUGAUGAAGCUGAACGUUGAAUGA
This is a messenger RNA of Cordyceps militaris CM01, 897 nucleotides long. RefSeq names its product acetyltransferase, gnat family. The transcript has a single exon. Gene Ontology annotation, molecular function: acyltransferase activity, transferring groups other than amino-acyl groups. Lineage: Eukaryota; Fungi; Ascomycota; Sordariomycetes; Hypocreales; Cordycipitaceae. The coding region runs from base 1 to 897 and encodes 298 amino acids. The record is from RefSeq and is a predicted model, not a curated record.